Molecule: messenger RNA, 1071 nt
Organism: Aphanomyces invadans
Lineage: Eukaryota; Oomycota; Saprolegniomycetes; Saprolegniales; Verrucalvaceae
Exons: 2
Coding region: 1-1071 (356 amino acids)
Source: RefSeq, a predicted model, not a curated record
AUGGAUUCUGAAGGAACCAUAAACCUCGAACGGAUUGAAUCCGAAUCGCGCGGAUCGCCGCGCCGGUCGAGGAGCCCCGAGCGCGAUGAGCAAGCUGCGCUGCCACGCGCUCGCGGCCGUGGACAAAACCGCCGAGUGUCGGCGGGCCGUGAGCUGCGGGAUGAGAGCGGACCGGAACCCUUUCGGUCGCCCCGUGGCAGGCAGCCCGUAGCGGCCGCCAGCUGGAAGCGUCAAAAUGCAUGGGAGACCCCGGUAGCGGCCCCAUCUGCUGCGGGUGGUGCGCUGCCUGUCGGUGCGCUCCCGGUGCCAGCAACUACAGGACGCCACGUGGAGGCGCCUGUAUUUCAACCCCCGACCACGCCGACGCCUGAGCAGCCGGCAACCCUAGGUGCCCCGACAGGGGGCGCAGCACCCGGAGCAGCUGGGCCGGGCUACGAAAUCGAUGAUGAUGACAUGGGGCGGUUCGAAGACCGAAUCGUCUACAACGCGCCGGCGAUUCCUCACGCGCCUAAGUUGGAUGGCAUGACGAAGGAGCACUGCCGGCUGUUUAUGCGCAAGUACAACGACUACCUGGAGCAAGCCAAACAAGAGGCCGAGGUGUGUGAGGUGCUCUCCGCGAAGAUUAACAAGGCAGAGAAGGAGGGCCUUCCAGAGGUCUCCUCGAAGAAGCUCACCCAGUUCCUCCGUGAGAACAUCGAUGUGUUCCGUCUGGAGAUGGUCGGGGACCCCCCGAUCAAGGUGGAGCCGCUCCGGGUUCGAGUCAAGCCCGGAGCGGUCCCUGUCAAGUGUGGAUUGAGGCGGUACCCGCCCCUCUACAUGGAAUACCUCGAGGGACACGUGGCGGAGCUGGAACGGGCCGGUUUGGUGUACCGAAACAACCGGUCCAGGUGGGCAUGCGCCCCGCGCAUCGUCCCCAAGGACCCGGGCGACUACCGGAUGACCUUCGACAGCCGCCCGGUGAACGCUUGCACGGAACCGAUGCCGUGGCCCAUGCCCAACCUGGACGCGGUUCUUUCGAUACUGGCCGGCAAGUCCGUGUAUUUCAGCCUCGAUUGGAUGAAGGGCUAUUGA